Geodia barretti is the source of this 2387-nucleotide messenger RNA. The record is from the annotation of a GenBank genome assembly. NCBI's taxonomy places the organism in Eukaryota, Metazoa, Porifera, Demospongiae, Tetractinellida, Geodiidae.
GAACACAACAAUGCCAUACUCCAAGUACGUUAAAUGUCGCGCGCUGUACUUUCAUGGACGUGGGCUGACAUCCUCCGCCAUCGUCGACGCUUUGGCCGCUGAGGGGGAGGCUGCCACCAGGCAAGGAAUUGCCAAAAUGAUAAAGCGAGUUCAGCGCACUGGCAGCCUCAAGAGAUCCCCCGGAAAUGGACGGCUACCUCCGGCUAUCAGGGCUGCAGUGGAUGCGCAGAUGAGAAUUGACGACUAAACCACAGCCACGCAACUGGAGGCAAUUCUACGGCGGCAGGGAAUACAGGUAUCCAAGUCCACGAUCCUCCGCAGCCGAUCGGCCCUCGGGUGAACGUUCCGCGGUUCGGCGUACUGCCAGAUGAUUCGCCACGUAAACAAGGCUAAGCGUCUAGAAUGGGCGACGCAGCAUUUACACGAAGCUGCAAAUGGCUUCUUGAACGUCAUCUACACGGACGAGACCAGUAUUCAGCUCGAGACCCACCGACGGUUUUGCUACCGCCGGCGCGGCGAGCCCCCGCGCCCCAAGCCCAAGCCAAAGCACCCAGUGAAGGUCCAUGUCUGGGCAGGCAUUAGCAUGCGUGGAAGAACUGGGAUCCGCAUCUUUGAAGGAAUCAUGAAUGCCGAGGCCUAUGUUACCAUCCUGAGCGAGACUCUCCUGCCAUUCCUGCAUGAAGUCUAUCCUGAUGGACACCGCUUCAUGCAGGAUAAUGAUCCCAAACACACCUCUCGACGUGCAGCCCAGUUUUUUGAAUCGGAUGGAGUGAACUGGUGGAAAACCCCACCCGAAAGCCCAGAUCUAAAUCCCAUUGAAAACUUAUGGCACGAGCUGAAAGAAUUUCUACGCUGUGAAAUAAAGCCAACGACAAAUGACGAACUUGUGAGGGGUAUAACAACAUUUUGGGAAAGUGUGAGCAUUCAAAAGUGUGCCAGAUACAUCAGACACCUUCGCGAAGUGAUCCCAAAAGUCAUAGAAGACGAAGGUGGUCCUACUGGGUAUUGAAAUUCCCAUGGGUCUGACGCUAAGCAGUACUGUUAAUAUUCACAUAUGUUUACCUGGCUCUUUCUUUCUUUCUUCUUACCUCUUUACUUACCAUGGCUCAGGGUUUUGCUUUAGAGCUUGUAAAAUCUGUACAAACGUAGUAUAUACGUGUAAGUGUGCAGCUAUAAUACAAGGAUUGUGAUUGGCCAUAGUUCCAUCUUUAACUCUCUCUGUUUAGAAAAUUUAGUGGUUGUUACCCUAUUGCAGCUAAAUGUUUCGCUUUAUGAUUACUAAAGGACGUGCCUUCACAUUGAAGGACUAAAUUUAGUAACAUCAGGAAGAAUGAAGUUAGGUUCGGAGAAAGAUAUAAAAAAGGUCAGGUGACCACAGAGAGCAAGUCUGAGCUAAACUGCAGAGUCCUACGAAGACAGUAAGUCUAGUUCCAGUCACCCCAGCACAUGCGUAGAGACAUCAUGUGUGAUUUCAGAGUACGUGUCAUAGUAUUAUAUGCAUAACAUCACCGCUAAGUGCAGGGUGAUGUGCAACAUGUGACAUGAUGAGUGGCGGUAUGCCAUGGAGAGAGUUAUGUGCAACUGGGCUUUCUCCUAAGCCUUCCGCAGCACUGCUCGAUAGCCCUCAUGCAGCGCCCCCACACUGGCUCGAAGUCUUGUGGCUUUGACCAGUGCUGUGGAUAAUGACCAAAGACAAUCUUUUUGAUCUUGUAGAGGCCCGUUUGAGGAAGAGCCAGCAGUGAUUUCGACCCCAUGGGGGUGCACUGCCUCAUGAUUUAUGGCCCAAACACACUCUCCUUCGCCAGCAACUGCGCAAGGGUGCCAGGCAUGUCGUUGUCUAUGUAAUGUUUGUAAAGGUCAUUUGCUUCGUCAAUUGUGUAAUAUGUAGAGUCUGGUGGUCGUGUCAUAACUAGUGGUCUGUUCCUAAGUUUGGAAUUUAAAGGCAAGGGACUGUUUGCAUCACAUGUCCGGUGUGGUACCGUCUGUUGAGGUAAAGUCGUCUGUUGUGGUAGCAUCUGUUGGGGUGUCAUAGUCUGUUGAGGUACAGUGGUCUGUUGUGGUAGUGUCUGUUGCUGUUGAGGUAGCAUAGUCUGUUGGGGUAGAUUUGUCUGUUGUGGUAACGUCUGUUGAGAUAGCGUAGUGUGUUGGGGUAGAGUUGUCUGUUGAGGUAGCGUCUGUUGAGGUAUCUGUGAGUGUUGUGCUGGUAGCUGUUGUGGUUCAGUUACUUGGUCAACGAAGCUGUCAAAGUUGUAAUUGUACAUGUCUGUCAAGUAAAACAGCCUGUUAGACACCUGUUGCAGUUCACUGACGAGCCGGGCCUGGGUGUUCUGCAUAGAUAUAAUGGUGUUUUCCAGAGAAGACACCCUCCUUGACAGCUUCUCAGAUUU